CUCACUGAGUUUAAGACGCAGCAGUGACGGAUCUGUUACAGCCGAGCCGGCUUGAGAAUUCGCUAUAAAUUCAUUGUUACACCGCCUGACAUCUUAGAUCUUCUCUACAGGGAAAGUGGGGGGGUGCUUUACAAAAAGAACUUUGUCCCCCUGAAAAAUAAAUAUUUUGACGCGUCUGACAAUACAGAGUUUGGAAGUUUUGGACAGAGCUGCAUUUCAUUAUAUUUUUUCUCUGUGUGUGUGUUUUGCACGCUGGGUUUUAUUUUGUACAAUAGUUAUUUUGGAACCUGGUGGGUUUGUUUGGAUUUUUUUGUUAUUUUUUCUCUCUCCUGUCACUGUAAACAUGGUGCUGUUUGUUUUCCUGGUUGUCUGCAGCUUGUUGCAGACGAUGCUGCACUGUUUUGCAGUUCAGGAGCCUGACCUACCUGUGGCGGGUCAACUCCAGCUCUCUCCCCUGCAGCGGGGCUGGCGGAGGAGGAAGGGGCCGGUGCAGAAGGUCGAUCGCAUUUACGCCGGGGAUGGCAAGGUCGGCUACUUGGUGUACGCGGACGGCGAGAGGUUCCUGCUGGAUUUGGAGAGGGACGAGGCGCUCGGUUCGCCCUCCCCGGGAAGCCCAGCACUGUCCCCGCUAGCCCAGGCGCCUAGCCCCCGCUGCUUGUACCGGGGCACGGUCAACUCCGAGCCGGAGUCGCUCGCCGUCUUCAAUCUCUGCGGAGCUCUGCGAGGCUUCUUCGCGGUCGGCCACUCCCGUUACACCGUCAGCCCGCUCCUCACCGGCUCCGGGAGCGCCGGGCUGCUGCCUUUCGGUGGCGCCGCGGACCGGGCGCCGACGCCACACUUCUUCACCCGGGACCGUUUCAGCUUCGAGACUCCGUCCGCAGAGCUCGGCCGCUGUGAGAUCCGCACCCCCUCCGGUCAGCCCCCUGCCCGGAGCCCCCAGCCCCGGAGCUCCGGCCGCUCCAGGCGCUCGGUGUCCCGGCUCCGGCAUGUCGAGCUGCUGCUGGUGGCUGACCAGUCCAUGUCUCAGAAGUACGGCGACAGGGUCCGCCACUACCUGCUCACCCUGGCCUCCAUCGCCUCCAAGCUGUUCGGGCACGCCAGCAUCGAGAACCCGGUCCGCCUGGCCGUGGUCAGGAUCAUCGUCCUGACCGAGAACCACCAAGGGCCGGCGAUCAGCAAGAACGCGGCGAGCACCCUCCAGAACUUCUGCAAGUGGCAACACAAACAGAACCAGGUGGACACGGACCAUGAAGAGCACUAUGAUGCUGCUAUCCUGUUCACCCGGGAGAAUUUGUGCGGACAUCAUUCGUGUGAUACUUUGGGAAUGGCAGAUGUCGGAACCAUUUGUUCUCCUGAGCGCAGCUGUGCAAUCAUUGAAGAUGAUGGCCUCCAUGCUGCAUUUACAGUUGCUCACGAAAUUGGACAUCUCCUAGGACUGUCCCAUGAUGAUUCCAAGUUUUGCGAAGAGUCGUAUGGCUUGACAGAAGAUAAGCGGCUAAUGUCUUCAAUUCUGACCAGCAUUGACUCCUCCAAACCAUGGUCAAAGUGCACUUCUGCUACUGUAACAGAGUUCUUUGAUGACGGUCAUGGGGAUUGCCUCCUUGAUCUUCCACAGAAGCCCCUGCAUGUACCUGAGGAGCUUCCAGGCCAGAACUAUGAUGCUGUUCGUCAGUGCAAGCUGGCUUUUGGGCAAGAGUACACAGUGUGUCCAGGAAUGGAUGUCUGUUCCCGCCUGUGGUGCGCUGUUAUUCGACAGGGGCAAAUGGUGUGCAUGACCAAGAAGCUUCCUGCCGUAGAGGGAACACCAUGUGGAAAGGGGAGGAUCUGUCUCCAUGGCAAGUGUGUGGACAAAACCAAACGGAGGCAUUACUCGGCUUCGGCUCAUGGAAACUGGGGGUCAUGGGGUUCCUGGGGAGAGUGUUCCCGGACGUGUGGCGGGGGUGUGCAGUUCUCCCGUCGACAUUGCAACAACCCUGCCCCCAGAAAUAACGGCAAAUACUGCGUGGGGAAACGUGCCAUCCAUCGAUCCUGCAACGUGACACCCUGCCCACAAACUGGCAAAUCUUUUCGUCAUGAGCAAUGUGAAGCACGGAAUGGGUACCAGACUGAUGCCAAAGGAGUCAAGACGUUUGUGGAAUGGGUUCCAAAGUACGCUGGCGUGAUCCCUGCAGAUGUGUGUAAAUUGACCUGUCGAGCAAAGGGAACAGGAUAUUAUGUUGUGUUUUCUCAGAAGGUAACAGAUGGCACGGAAUGUCAGCCGUACAGCAAUUCGGUAUGUGUGCGGGGACGCUGUGUCAGGACUGGCUGUGAUGGUAUUAUUGGCUCCAAGCUGCAGUAUGACAAGUGUGGAGUUUGCGGGGGUGAUGGUUCCACUUGUGUGAAAGUAUCACGAAGUUUUACCAAGAGAAGUGUGGGUUACAGAGAGGUAACAAGAAUCCCUGCAGGAGCAACACACAUCAAAGUGCGGCAAUACAAGCCAAAGGGUCAGCAGCGGUUCACUGCCUAUUUAGCAGUUAAACGGAAGAAUGGGGAUUACCUCUUCAACGGCAAGUACAUGAUCUCGACUUCAGAAACGAUUGUUGAUCUAAAUGGCACAGUGCUCAACUACAGCGGGUGGAGCCAGAAGGAUGAUCAAAUGCAUUCAAUGGGUUAUGGACCAUUAAAGGAGCCACUGAUAAUUCAGAUACUUGCCACUGAUCCUGGGAAACCACUUGACGUGCGCUACAGCUAUUUUAUUCCUAGGAAACAAUUGCCUUCAGCCAAUGAAAAUGCCAUCAAGACUCUGGCUGCACAAUCCAACCUUCCCAAGUGGGCAACAGGACCCUGGUUGUCAUGUUCCAGAACCUGUGAUACUGGCUGGCAGACCCGAACUGUUCAGUGCAAAAACGGAUAUGGGAAACUGACAAAGGGAUGCCGCCUGUCCAUGAGACCCUCAGCAUUUAAACAAUGUUUUCUGAGAAAAUGUUAAUGCAUUACUGUUGAGUAAGAAUCUUUUUUAUUUUGUCAUUUUGUUUGGUGUUGUCUUAAUCUAAAAUGAAAACAUACUUGGAGAA
Messenger RNA from Chiloscyllium plagiosum (whitespotted bambooshark), 3053 nucleotides. It is a transcript of the gene adamts5, whose product is annotated as ADAM metallopeptidase with thrombospondin type 1 motif, 5 (aggrecanase-2). Gene Ontology annotation, molecular function: metalloendopeptidase activity. Gene Ontology annotation, biological process: extracellular matrix organization; proteolysis. Gene Ontology annotation, cellular component: extracellular matrix. The record is from RefSeq and is a predicted model, not a curated record. Lineage: Eukaryota; Metazoa; Chordata; Chondrichthyes; Orectolobiformes; Hemiscylliidae.